AUCGGAAUGUAUCCUUUAUCCGUAUUCCUCAGGACAGAAAUCGUAUGUCUUUAUGCAUCGAUAUGAAUGAGCCAAGGUCGCUCUCCUUGAUUGCUUCACCGGAUCAACUUGCUUAUAAUGCAGCCAGAGGAAAACAAUUGAAACAAAAUAAGAAAAUGGUAAAAUCCUAUCAUCUCGCAACUCUAUCCUUGUUUCAAUGCUUCUUCUUCUUGUUCGUAGCAAUACCAUCACCAUGUGCUGCUACCAAGCCAUUGAAGCCAACUAAGCUUGUAGACGCUGUUUGUCGCAAAACUAAUUCGAGUUACUCCUUCUGUGUGGAGUCUCUCUACAGCGACCCUCGGACUCCAACUGCUGACAGCUACGUGCUCGCCUACAUCUCCUUCGGGUUAGCGUACCUCAAUGCCUCCGCCACCCAACACCAUGUUGCUCGCCUGCUUAACAACAAGACACAAGGAGGGCACCAACUACAACAACUUGGAACCUGUCACCGUGAUUAUAACAAGGCUGUUUCUGCAUUGCAACUCGCUUACAAUGACCUCAAUUCCGAGACUUUCUUUGAGCUUGCAGAUUUGGCGGGUGUUGCUUCUCUUGCUGCCGAGGAUUGCCAAGCUGCUUUCAAUACCACUUUUUCCCCUCUCACCAACAUGAAUCGUGAUCUCAAGGAUCUCUGCAAAAUCUGUGUAGUUGUCUCUAACCUCUUCACUGGACUUACUUUGUAAUGAGACUAUACUACUGUACGUAGAAUGCAAUAGUGAAUGUUGAUAUGACAAGAC
Fragaria vesca subsp. vesca is the source of this 773-nucleotide messenger RNA. Its product is annotated as cell wall / vacuolar inhibitor of fructosidase 2-like. NCBI's taxonomy places the organism in Eukaryota, Viridiplantae, Streptophyta, Magnoliopsida, Rosales, Rosaceae. The transcript has a single exon. Gene Ontology annotation, molecular function: enzyme inhibitor activity. Bases 45 to 719 code for a protein of 224 amino acids. The record is from RefSeq and is a predicted model, not a curated record.